UUUAUUCGAACUGCAAUUCGGUAUGAACCAGUAGAUAUUUAUUUUAAAAAACGUACUAUGGCAAUUUUUGGAAUCACGGCACGAAUGGCCAUUAUGAGCCUUCUUCCACUUACUGGUUUUGGUAUUGGAUGCUAUCUUGACCAUAAAGAAACUGAGCGAAUGACUAUGUUCCGUGAUAAAAGUGCAUUGUAUGGGAGGGUUUUGAAGCCUGGUGAAGCACCGUCAUGGCCCUGAUGUAUGGAAAGUCUCUAGUUUUAUUUUUAAAGUUGUGUAAUAUUUAUCAAUAAAGGUUAAGUAAAAUGAUCAGCUGAAUAUUUUCCAAUGUUGUCUUCCCCACAUUUCUUGUCCAAAAUGUUUACUGAUAAUUCUAGUAAAGUAGAUUUAAAAUAAUUGAAUUGGUGAAAUGUUUUCUUCAAACAAAUUUACAUCAGUAAACGUAUGAUACAUGAUAUGUA
Gryllus bimaculatus (two-spotted cricket) is the source of this 455-nucleotide messenger RNA. Lineage: Eukaryota; Metazoa; Arthropoda; Insecta; Orthoptera; Gryllidae. The record is from the annotation of a GenBank genome assembly.